GUUGCGAUGGCUCAUCCAGUUUGGUCAAUCGCGGAAGUCGUGAGGGAGGUUAUGUACCAAAGUCUUGGUGACCGGAGAACCUUGGUCAGCUGCGCUCAAGUCUCGCGUGCGAUCUCCGAACCUGCCGUAGAAGUCCUUUGGGAAACCCUCCGAGGAAUCGGUCGCUUGCUCGCCCUCCUGCCGUCCUCGGUGAAACGCAUCACGGGCCAAGACAAUGACACUCAAUUGCCUUUCAAGCAUUAUGUAUGCGCCAUUUGCGGGGACAUCAAGGAUGAAGAAUGGGCUCGUUUACUAUUCUACGCCAACCUUGUGCGCCGGUACACGACUUUCGGGGAGCGGAUUGAUGGAAUCACGACCGCAGUAUUGGUUGCAAAGUGCGGCGGUCGCGCUCUCUUUCCUCGGCUGACGAUGAUUUCCUGGUUCCAUGACAUGGAGUAUUCAUCGUAUUUCAUCGUUCUCCUAGGAUCUCCUCUAUUAGCCCACCUCAACCUGAACUUUUCAACCGACUACUCCCCAGUGGCUACGACGUUCCUAGUGGAUGAUCCUGCGGACUACACCAUCGCUGCUGGCCUGCGGCUCGUUCACAUGCAGUGCCCUCACAUCCGCACCAUAGACAUCCACGCCAGCCGCCUCCCCUCCGUAAAUUCCCUCGGCCGAUUCGCCUCCCUCCACAAGCUGACGCUGCGAAGCAUCAAAGACUUCGCCGUCAUUGGUGCUGCGUGUGGCUCGCUCCCGCACCUCAAAUCGCUCGAGGUGGCGAGUUUCGUCCCUCCAGAAGCGCCCCCGCCGCACAUCCCCGCCAUCUCUCUCCCGAGCGCAACCGAGCUCUCGCUCACCGGCACCUCCGACCUCGUCGCCGCUAUCCUCGAAGCCACGCACGCACCACGCCUCGCCUCCGUGAGCAUCAUAACUCUCGGCUUCCCCUCCUACCACCCGCCCGCGCCGGACGCCGUCGUCGCGCUCAUGCGCAUCACCACCGCAAUCGGCGCCCGCUUCGCGCAGACACUCCGCCACGUUACGCUCGAGGGCUACGGCGACGAUGACGACAACGACGACGACGACGACGAGCCCCGCCCGCCCACGACGCAAGCGUUCCGCCCGCUCUUCGCGCCGCUCUACGCCGCCGGCGCGCUCGAGCGCCUCGCCGUCGUGUUCGACUUCGAGAGCGCGCUCACGCUCGCGCCCGGCGACCUCGCGGACGCCGCGCGCGCGUGGCCGGGGCUGCGCUCGAUCAAGCUCCCGUUCGACUCGCGCGUGCCGCCGACGUACCCGAUCACGGACCUCGAGGCGCUCGCUCGCGGGUGCCCGAGGCUGGUGAACGUGCUGCUCCCGCUGCCGAACGCGGCGCCGCUCGGGGACGUGGAGGAAGUGAGGGCGAUGUCUGGGCUGGACGGAUGCGUGAACGAGGUCAGCCGGGUGUGGCUGCCCGGGGAGGAUUGGAUGCCGGAGACGCGGGCGCGGUGUGCCGCGUACUUGAGGCGCAUUUUCCCGAAGCUGAAGGAGGAGGGCAUGUACUUGGGUUUUGAUUAG
Molecule: messenger RNA, 1530 nt
Organism: Epithele typhae
Lineage: Eukaryota; Fungi; Basidiomycota; Agaricomycetes; Polyporales; Epitheliaceae
Exons: 2
Source: RefSeq, a predicted model, not a curated record